This is a messenger RNA of Wyeomyia smithii (pitcher-plant mosquito), 864 nucleotides long. RefSeq lists its product as uncharacterized. The transcript is spliced from 3 exons. The coding region runs from base 1 to 864 and encodes 287 amino acids. NCBI's taxonomy places the organism in Eukaryota, Metazoa, Arthropoda, Insecta, Diptera, Culicidae. The record is from RefSeq and is a predicted model, not a curated record.
AUGAAGGUUGGUAACUAUGGUGUUGUUUAUCAUUCCCCUAGUUCUAGUGAUCAGCGAUUUUUGCAAAUACUAGAAAACUGGUUUGAGUUAUUUGUGGAUAGCCGCAAAUUUAACGUGAUUGCUGGUGACUUUAACAUAAACUGGCGUGAUAGCUUUAAUUCGAGCCAUUUGAAGAGAUUAAUAGAGUUUUGCAAUUUAAAUCAAGUUGUUACUGAAUAUACGCGUAUUUCUAGACACAGUAAAACUUUAAUUGAUCAUGUUUAUACAAACUUUGAUUCUGUUCGCGCUGCAGUAAAUUCUGAAUUGAAAAUAACCGAUCAUGAGACUCUUGUUAUUACUGUAAAUCAGAGUAUAAACAGUGAUGAUAAUUUAGUUAAAUUAAAGUGUUGGAAAAAUUACUCGAAACGAAAGGUUUCGGAUCUUGUCGCGAGAAACGUGGAUUUCCCAUUAUCGGGGUGCCUUGAUCAUAAAACCGAUGUUCUCAAUAACGUCUUAAAAACGUGUACUAAUCAGUUAGUGGAACAAAAGUUUGUUGUUGUGAAGAACUCCAACAAGUGGUACACUUUGGAUCUUUUACGUCUUAAACAGAACGGAGGUACCAUGGAGAGCCUACUUUUAAUGGCCGAUUUAAAAAGCAUGGGAAUCGAUAAAAAAGGACCGACUGUUCUAAUCCUGGAUUUUAUCAACACAUCGAAGGCUUGUUUUGCUGAAGAUGAAAAUGUUCAAGAGUCUCUGGAACCAGACAUCGCAUCUACUACUUUGACGGAUAAUGAACUGGAAUCAAUCUUAGAGCAACAUCCACGUUUUCAAGGCAUAUACGUCAAAAAGUUGGCUCCCAAAGGUACUCUGCAGCAGUGUUGUUAG